This is a messenger RNA of Diatraea saccharalis (sugarcane borer), 714 nucleotides long. Lineage: Eukaryota; Metazoa; Arthropoda; Insecta; Lepidoptera; Crambidae. The record is from the annotation of a GenBank genome assembly.
GACAAGGCUAAGCAUAAACAGUGCAAGCCAAAUAAAAAAAAAAGCAAAAAGAAUUGUCGGGCAAAGAGUAGUAUUGAGUAGUAUAAAUAAGUGUAAUUAUAUGAUUGUAUGUGAUUGUAUGUAACAUAAAUUCGAACGAGUAUGUUUUUAAAAAUUAAACAACUAAUUCGAUUAAAUGUUACGUCAUCAUAUAGAUGUGCCAUGUUUUAUUCUAAUCAGAAUUCUAAAAUAUCAGCUACAGAUGCCAGGAUCAGCAUAAGCGAAAAUUGUGUCAAACAAUUGAAACAACUGGGAUGUGAAGGCAGUAAUGCCUUCCUAAGAUUGUGCGUAGAAAGUGGAGGCUGUUCCGGGUUUCAGUAUAAGUUUGAUCUCGAUGAUAAAAUUGCAGAUGAUGACAGAAUUUUUGAACAAGAUGGUGUUAAAGUGGUGAUUGAUGAAACUUCUUUGGAGUAUAUCAAAGGAUCUACAGUUGAUUAUCAUACAGAGUUAAUAAGAUCUGCAUUUAGAGUUAUUCAAAAUCCAAAUGCUGAAUUAGGUUGUUCUUGUGGUGCAAGCUUUUCUGUAAAAAUUGAUUAAAAAGUUAUAUUAAGAGUAAAAUGAAUAUUAAAUUAUCUUGAAGAUAUGAUUUAUAAAUAUCUCAAAAUUUUGAAAUCUUAAUGAAAAAAACUUAAAAAAUCCACUUUGUCCACCUUCUCUGAGAUGGGUUUGAACCUU